Molecule: messenger RNA, 660 nt
Organism: Biomphalaria glabrata
Lineage: Eukaryota; Metazoa; Mollusca; Gastropoda; Planorbidae
Product: 39S ribosomal protein L35, mitochondrial-like
Exons: 3
Coding region: 108-632 (174 amino acids)
Cellular component (GO): mitochondrion
Source: RefSeq, a predicted model, not a curated record
ACUGAUCUACCAAUGCAAAACAAUAAAACAUGCUUUUUACUUUCUUCGUUGAUUAAGUUGUGUAAGGAAUAAUAAGAGUACUCUCCCUUUCUAAUGUAUACAACAAUAUGGCUGCGUCCUUAAGGAAUUUAAUGUCAAGAUUAUGUUCUCAAGCUAAGUCUACAUUAUCAUCUAGAAAACCUUUGUUUUCUUCACCACAUGCGGAGUAUUCAGUCUUCACUAAUGGCAAAUUACUUCUGAGUAAAAAUGUUCUUACUUCUAAUAAUGUUGAACCCACUAGGCACUCUAUUAUCCCCCAAAAUGCCUUUCAUACAACUCCAGUUUCUUCAGUCACAUAUGAGUUGAAACAAUGGAGAGAACACAGAGUCAUUCAUCGCUUUUAUAGACUCCACUGGGGAGCUUGGAUUCGCUGUUUUGGUGGCAGGCAUAAGGCCCUUUACAAGAAAACAGAUUGGAGGCGCUGGUUACUCAAACAGCAUGUUUUCUGCACAAGAACUCAAAGUAGAAAACUGGAUAUUUUAGUUACAGCUAAAUGGAAAAAACCAAUGUAUUUCGCUGAUUCUCCCUAUGAACCUUAUCAAAUGCGCACCAACUGCCCAUCUUUUCCUAAUCACAAGAAGUUUUAUCCUUAAAUAAAAUGAAGCUGAAACUUUUUUAAAA